This is a messenger RNA of Anopheles arabiensis, 2941 nucleotides long. Its product is annotated as zinc finger protein egl-43-like. The transcript is spliced from 2 exons. Gene Ontology annotation, molecular function: RNA polymerase II cis-regulatory region sequence-specific DNA binding; zinc ion binding; DNA-binding transcription factor activity, RNA polymerase II-specific. Gene Ontology annotation, biological process: regulation of transcription by RNA polymerase II. Gene Ontology annotation, cellular component: nucleus. NCBI's taxonomy places the organism in Eukaryota, Metazoa, Arthropoda, Insecta, Diptera, Culicidae. The record is from RefSeq and is a predicted model, not a curated record. Bases 248 to 2323 code for a protein of 691 amino acids.
GCGCCGUUCGGUUGGGUUUCUUCCCGUGUGUUUUCCGUCUCUUCAGCCGCGUUGUUUGGUGGGCUUUCCGCGAAGUAGAUCAAAGUAGCCGUGUAAACGUGAACAAACGUGCUAGCGUUUGCAGAAUUUCGACAGAAUCGAAGUUGUGGGGGUUUUGCGUGUGUGUGUCUGAAGCUGAAUUCAGGGCAAAUCUGUAGAACCUGGACAGAGCACCCCGACCAGAAGGGAAACGGUUGCGCCCUAGGUGAUGUCGGGCGGGCAGGAGAACAUGCAUCUCGAAAACGUUUGUCGCCUCUGCCUGACGGAUGCCUCCGAGGCCGGAGACAUGUUGCCGAUCUUUCCAGUGCGCGGAGGAAACCCAAACAGCCCAACGUCCGUGGUCAAUCGAAUUCUGCAGUGUACAUCACUACGGCUUGAACAAACGGAAGGCGUACCGGCCACCAUAUGCGAGCUGUGCAGCGUCCGGCUAGAGGACUGGCAUGCCUUCCGCGAGCAGUGCAUCGGGUCGGACGAGUAUCUGCGCGUGACGCUGCGCCACGCCUUCUACCCGGACGAGGGCCAGCAAACGUCAUCGCCUCCGCCGGCAAACAGCACCGGCUCCUCCACCACUGUCACCAUGCCACCGUCGGUCGCCAGCAAUCUCAACAAAACUGCCCCCUCCAUCCUGGACAGUGCGGCGUCAGCGCUGGAAACGGCCCCGGUACGCCGAGUGACUUCGAAAACGCCACCACCGACACUAUCCUCCGCCUCCUCCUCGUCGCGAUUGUCACUGGCAAAGCGACGGCAGAGCACCUUCGAGUGGCCGGUAAGCGAUGGCAAGGGAAACUCGACCGGCCAGAAGAUAACGGUCGAGGUGCUUGGCGUGUGCGGUGAACAGCGGCAACCACAGCAACCGUCUCACAUUCCAACGAUCGCUGAACUGCUUGGUGGUGGCAGUGGCAGUGGUGGUCAGGAGCAACCGUACCAGGACACGAACGGUGUCGGCUCACUGUCAUCCUCCACGGACAAUCUGCUGCUCGAGCAGGCCAGCUGGUCGAAGGAGUACUGUGCGCGCAUCAACAACCUAAUCAUGGUGGUAAAUGGUGCAAAGCCGUUCAAGUGCAAAAUCUGUCGCCGUAUGUUCAACAAUCGGAACAACAUGCGCCGCCACAUCAAGUCCUUGCACGCGGACGAGGUGUUAGAGGGCGAAAGCCCACCGCCGGAAGCGUACGGGUUUGAUCGGAUGGGCGGGCGUGUGAGUUUAGAGCAACCGAUUGCUGCUGCUGCUACCUCCGGGACGGACAUGGCACGACCGCCGGCAAAGAAGAAGCGCAAAAGCACCGAUCCACCGAUCGUGGGCCCGUACCAGUGUGAGGUUUGCCCGCGCAGCUUCAAAAUGCCGGCCCAUCUGGCGGUGCACCGGAAGUCGCACCGCCAGAUCGAGUACGACCAGUCCGAGCUGAUGCGUGCGAUCGAGCAGCAGAAGCAGCAGCAGCAGCACCAUCCGGUGCGAGAGCGAUCCUCGUCGGCCGUUUCCUCGGAGGUGGUGGAGCGUUCGCGCAACACGACCAGCAGCAGCGUGGAGGCCGGCGAUAUUAUACAGCUGUCCGAUGACGAUGAGGUGGAGAUUGCGGACAGCAAGCAGAUAAUUGCAGCAGCACCGUACAGCGCAAACGACGAGCUGGACGACGGGUUUGACGAGGAGGAGGGCAGUCUGAAGGGGGGCAGCAGCUCGCUGGAAUCGGAACUGCGACCGGAUCCGUCCGCGCUGGCGAUCGUUGAGAUCGGGGCGGAGGACAAUGAGAGUGAAAAGGCGCAAGUAAACGAUGACGAUGAGGACGUUGUGGUUGUGCCGGAGGAGGAGGAGGACGACGUUGUGGUGGAGAAAGCGGUCGUGGCCACCACCACACCCAGUCCCACACCGAGCAGCAAGAGCAAGAGCAGCCAAAAGAAGGAAACGUCCGCCCCGAAGCGUAGCUCCAUUCCGCCCGGCCCGCUCUCGUCCAAGCUGAAGUACGCCGCCCAACCAACAGCUUCCUCUUCCCAACCAAAACCGAGCUCCACCUCGAGCUCCUCCACCUCGUCUUCAGUCCACCGGUGCCAUCUGUGCCGGCACACCUUCCCCCGGGAGGAUCUUCUACGGGAGCAUCAGAAAUCGCACCAGAACGACACACCGAGCGCUUAUCGGUGCGGCUGGUGCAAGAAAGGGUUCCGCUAUCAGCAGAACUACACGCUGCACCUGCAGAAGCAAACCUGCCGGCUGAUGAACGCGGACCAGACGGGUGCAACGCGCGCUGGUGGCUUGCCACAACCGCAGCAACAGCCAGCGGGACGAUGUACUUAGACUUAGAAAGGCAAAACAAAAAGGGUGCGAUGUGGUGGGUGUGCCAUAUAAACUUAGCUAGGAGUUAGAGAGAAGAUAGCCAUGGUGCUAGACACUUUGUUUUAGUAUUUAUCUUCCAACACACAGAAAUACUCAAGAAAUGAUGAAAAGUAUCGAGAAUUAAUGUUUUUUUAAGGCUAGUUUUUAAAAAGAAUUUGAUUUAUGAGCUUUGACUGAGGUUUGAAUAACGAGAAUUCAGAAUAAAAUUAGGAAAUACCUCCUUUUUUUAAACCGAGAAUUAGAGUUAUGGCAAAACACGUUACUCUGCAUAUGGGUUUUGAGAGUUAAAAUGUAAAGAUUACUGUUUUGUUUUUAAAUAUUUUGAUAUCGAUACUACUCAACUCACCACCACCACCACCAAAAAAUGGUUCCUUUUGGUGCGCUAUACAAGAAAGCGCACUACUCGCCUGUGUAUAGAACAAUGUAGAAAAGGCGUAAUACUGAUAAGGUAACACAAGUAUUGAAGCGCCGUUUAAGAUGUAAUUUAGUCCUUCUCGCUUAAGCGUUGUUGCGAAUUAGAAGUAUGUAAACAAAUAUAACCCUACGCAGUGAAAGCAAAUACACUACUGCGUUCAAUCA